GAUACCAAACCUGACAGUCAAACUUAAACUACCAGUCCCCUAUGAGAGCCUAGAAAUGUGUAUAUGCUUGUCACAUAGUGGUUAAGUUCCAAAGCCAUUGUGCCUCCACCACGUUUAACGGUGAUGGCAUUGGAGAUAGCAUGGUAUGAUUUUGUGUGUUUUGGCAUGGUGGGCAUGGCCUUUGUGGGUGCCUUGUGGGUGCUGGGAAUGAACGAAGGAGCUUCCAAAAGAGAUUUUGAGACAACCUAUGAGAGCCUUUUGUUGUCUCGACCUGACCAUGAAGUUGUCGUCAAUGUGUUGCCCAAAGGUCACGUUAGCACCUCACAGCUAUGGACUAGUUGUUGGCGAAGAUUGCACCCUCUUUGCCUUCUUUGUACCCGUUUUCUUUCUUUUGUGAUCAUGCUCCUUUUUUUACUCUGGGACGUUCUCGUAUAUGAUGCAAGCAUCUUUAUUUACUACACAGAGUGGACUUUCACGUUGGUUACCAUAUAUUUUGCGUUGGGGACCAUUGUAUCUGCAUAUGGAUGCUGGCAACUCUUUAGUAAACCUUUUAUUCACAAUGGAGGAAGGGAUGAAUUUCUGAGAAGGGAUGUAGAAGAGACAAUGUCUAGAGACUUAACCACCUAUCAAGAGAAAGACGUCAAAGGUUCCACCAUGUUGGAAAGCCAAUAUGUUGAAGAGGAGUUUCAACAAAGAGCAGGGUUUUGGGGUUACCUUAUGCAAACUACAUAUCAGACAUGUGCAGGGGCUGCUAUCCUAACAGACAUUGUAUUUUGGUGUAUUAUAGUCCCAUUCUUAUCAAUUUCUCAUUUAAGACUAAACCCGUUGAUGGGUUGCAUGCAUGCAAUGAAUGCAGUUUUCCUCCUUCUGGAAACAGCUCUUAACAAUCUCCCAUUUCCUUGGUUUAGAAUCUCCUAUUUUGUUCUCUGGAGCUGUGGUUACGUCAUUUUCCAAUGGAUCAUCCACGCCUUUGGUUUCAAAUGGUGGCCAUAUCCCUUUCUUGAGCUUAAUAACAAGUGGGCUCCUAUCUGGUAUUUGUGCCUCGCGCUAAUUCACGUUCCAUGCUAUGGUGUGUAUUACCUGAUAGUGCGAGCCAAGAAUAGGAAUCUCCCCAGAUUGUUCCCUGAAGCAUUUUUGAGGCCUUACUAAUUCAGUUGAGAUAGGAAGUUCUGGAAGGAAGAGCAUGUUUGUUGUUGUGGAUGUAUAUGGUCUCACACAUCAAGAACGAUGCCUUAUUCCAUGUGAAAUUUUUUACUGGUUCGUACUGUAGGAAAUUUCUUUCUGUUUGCACACAUUGAAUGUUUGAUAGAAAAGACCUUCUCAACUGUAUGUUUAAUAAAACAUUUAAUCACUCAUUAGAAAAAGUCACAAAUCU
This is a messenger RNA of Cajanus cajan (pigeon pea), 1375 nucleotides long. Its product is annotated as protein rolling protein. The record is from RefSeq and is a predicted model, not a curated record. Gene Ontology annotation, cellular component: membrane. NCBI's taxonomy places the organism in Eukaryota, Viridiplantae, Streptophyta, Magnoliopsida, Fabales, Fabaceae.